CUGUACCCUUCUUAUGAUGACCAUCGUGCACUGGACGACUUGCCAACCGAUGGAAUUCUCUCGGAUAGCGAUCGUCGUGCUGUUUGCCAUCGCAUUCUGUUCUGCCUCCGAAGGCAUCAGCUACGUGAUAUCGACACUCUUUAGUCUCGAGACGGUGGUGUUCGUGGCGUCACCGCUGUGCUCACCGUUGAUCGUGUUCAGCGGCUUUUACGUCAAGCCCCAGCACCUGCUCCCGGUGGUCGCGUGGCUCCCGAGCGUGUCGCACAUGUUCUACGCACACCGGGCGAUCAUGUUCGCAUUGUACGGUGGUGGACGCGGCGAGCUCGACUGCGACGAUUCCACAGACGCCGGCAUUUGCGUACCAGUAGACGGAUAUUACGUGCUCGAAGUGAUAGACGCGAGCGACGUGAAUUUGUUCGUUGACUUCGGAGCGAUAUUGGCGUUAGACGUCUUCUGGAAGUUAAUUGCUUUCUGUCUCCUCAAGUGGAGGCUCUGGCGGAAGCGAUGAACCUGCGUCUCGUACGGAGCCCUCGGAGGAAUGCGAAUGAAUGAGCAACUAGAGUUAAUAUGUCACGGGCACACAUCACUGCUACUUGGCACCAGAAAAAGCACACGGAAAUGAAAAUGGCUGAUCGAACAGGAAACUUCACGGUGACUUUUUAUGCACGUGUUAUCAACAUAACGAAAUGAGCGAAGACACAGGGGGCGCUAUAUUGCCGGUGCUUGCGAACUUGAAAGUUCUUGAGGAGCACACAAGUACCACGU
Molecule: messenger RNA, 765 nt
Organism: Rhipicephalus sanguineus (brown dog tick)
Lineage: Eukaryota; Metazoa; Arthropoda; Arachnida; Ixodida; Ixodidae
Product: ABC transporter ATP-binding protein/permease wht-1-like
Exons: 2
Coding region: 14-508 (164 amino acids)
Cellular component (GO): membrane
Molecular function (GO): ABC-type transporter activity
Source: RefSeq, a predicted model, not a curated record